Pimephales promelas (fathead minnow) is the source of this 2929-nucleotide messenger RNA. NCBI's taxonomy places the organism in Eukaryota, Metazoa, Chordata, Actinopteri, Cypriniformes, Leuciscidae. The record is from RefSeq and is a predicted model, not a curated record.
AAUCAAACUCUACUCUAACUCUAUUUAAACUCUUUAAACUGGUGUUGUGCAGCCCAGAAGUGUGUGGCAGAGAUAACUGUGUUAUUCGCGCGCUCAGCGUUUGUUCGGCUGAUUUGCGCGUCAGAUGCAGCGCUUUAUGGCGUUAUUUUUGAUGUCGGAUUAUAUUAUUAUUAUUUUUAUGUCGGACUCGGAUCAUAUUAAACAUCACGCGAUUCAAUAAUUCAACGCGAGCCUCAAAACUGACCCGUCGUCGUGCCGUUCUCUCGGUCUCCGGAGGAGCGUCCGCCGCUGUCGCCAUGGAGACGGGGGAUUUUACUGGCAUUUCAGAAUAAACCAAUCAUAUGACUGAGAUGUCUGUGAGCCGAGCUCCUGAUGAUGAUGAUGAUCUUCAUCACUCCUCUCUCCCGGCUCUCGCUCGCUCAUGGCCCUCUUCUCCCCUCUCUCUGCUCUCCUCCUCUCGUCAGGUGACCUCUGACCUCUACAGCUCCUUACAGCACAGCCGACAGCAGGAGGUCAGAGGUCACGCCGCCAGGCAGGUGUCGUUCGCCCUCUCCUCUCCUGACCUCACUGCUCUCCGGGCCACCGUAGACACGCCCCCUCUCCUCUCUCAUAGGCUGGAGGACUGCAGUCUGGACUCCGCCUCCUGCCGUGAUGUGAUUGGCUCAGGAGUGGAGGGGGAGGAGUCAGAGGAGCUGUCGAGCGGCAGGAGGUACAUAGAGGAGAUGGAGAGUGUAAGGACACACUUACAGUCCAUACUGAGACCAAAACCAACCACUGCGGACAGACACGGUUUUCUGACCCCUGUGUCGCAUCACUUCCUGGAUGAUUCACACGACAGCGACAACACGUCACACCUGCUCAGCGCGGGCUGUGUGCAGGAGCUGUUCCCGAGGUAUUCUCGUGUGUGUGUGGACUCGAGCGGCGCUGCUGAACUGCAGGUGUUGAGAGAGAGUCUGCAGAGAGAGAGAGAGCGCAGGAAGGUGUGUGAGCAGCAGGUGGCGUCUCUCCACAGUAAAGUUCUGCAGUUUCAGCAACAGUUGACACUCGCUGUGGCCGCCGACCGCAAGAAAGACAUCAUGAUUGAACAACUCGACAAGACGCUGGUGAAGGUGGUCGAGGGCUGGAAGAGACACGAUCGGGAGCAGAGCGAGGAGAUGAAGAGCCUGCGGGAGGAGAAGGAGGCGGCACAGAGAACACACAACAGACUCACACAGGCUCUGUCUCGAGUCGAGGAGAAUCUCUCUCAGGUUGAAGAAACUCUAAACAAGGAGCAGAAACACAACCAGGAGCUGCAGAAGACCAACAAACAACUGGAGCUGCAGGUGUGUGAUCUGCGUGUGUGUGUGGAGGAUCUCCAGCGGGAGGAGCAGAAGCUGCGCAGAGACCGAGAGCAGCUACACACACUCCAGACGCAGACACACAACACACACACACAACUACAGCAACACACACAGCAGCUACAGCAACAACUGCAGGAGAUACAGCAGCAGCUGCACACACAGAGGGAGCGGGUGAAACAGGAAGUGUGUGGUCGUGAGGAGGCGGAGCACAGGAAGCAGAAGCUACAGGAAGAGCUGGACAGGAGCAGGAGCGAGAGAGACGCACUGAUGGUGGAGCGAGCGAUGGAGCAGACGCGGUUUGAGGCGCAGAAGUCUCAGAUGGAGGCGGAGUUUCGUCUGUCGCUGGAACAGCAGCUCACUGAAAAACUGACCGCUCUACAGGAGGACAACGCCACACACAACACACAACUACAGCAACAACACAGGAAGCAGUUGUUGGAUCUGAGUGCGCGGCACGAGCGAGAGCUGGCAGGUCAACUGGAUCAGUUCACAACACAGUUACAGGAGCGAGACGACACACUGCAGCAGCUCACACACACUUACCAACACAAACUGUCAGAGAUGGAGGAGGAGCUUGUCUCCAUGGCGGUGUGUAAAAGGAAGCUGGAGACUCAGAGGGAGGAGCUUGUGUCCCGCCUGCAGGGAAUGAUGCGCUCCCAUUGGGCGGAGGCUUUGAGGCUGUUGACCAAUCAGGAGCAGAUGGAGAGUGUCCUGUCGCCCGUCCGUCAGUGGGAAACGCCCACAUCUUCCUCUUCUCCUCCUCAGAGUGACACACACGUGUCAGCAGCUCCUCAGGCCGUGGUUCUGCGCCUGUCCCGAGAGAAGGAGCGAGAGACCAGUGUGAUGAACUGCAGCUCUGCUUUCUCUCCGCUGGAGCCUCAGCUGGAGCACAGCCAUCUCACCGGUCUCAGUGACUGCAGUGCAUUGUGGUUCAAGCCUGGGUUUACAGAAGAAGAGACGAGAGAAACUCAAACCAACCUGAACCUGAAGCUAAGCCACGCCCCCACAGACACCUGGACCAAUCACAGCUCCGGCGCAGACAGGGGGCAGGACAGGGGUGGGGCUUCUGGGCGGAUGGACUGUAGCGAUGCAGAGAAGGCCACACCCAUCAGAGAUCAAGCCCCACCCACUAGAUAUGAAGCUCCACCCAGUAGAUACAAAGCUCCGCCCAUAAUAGACAAAGCCCUGCCUGUCAGACAUGUUGAUCUGCCCAUCAGAGAGGAAGCCCCGCCCAUCACACGUGUAGCUCCACCCAUCAUAGAUGAAGCCCCGCCCAACAGGACUAGAGUUUCCUCUCGUAAUGAAGACCGACAGAGUGAGCUGCAGUAUUACGUGUCAAAGCUACUGGAGCGUUCCCCCGGCGACCCCCUGGACGAGCCAAUCAGAGAGCAGCGUGGGGCCGAAUCAGCUGACGAGCAGAAGCCAGACGAGCUCGCCAAACCAGAGGCGCGUGCCUCGUCUCGUCUCGCUCAGAGCCGAAGAUCUUCCGGCCGCAGAGGAGGAUCUCACCGAGUCUGGAGAUAAUCUUCAUCAUUUUACUCAUUUAUUUAUGUGCUUUAUAAUAUUUCAAAUAAAAACUCAUUCUUAAA